This is a messenger RNA of Bombyx mandarina (wild silkworm), 2250 nucleotides long. RefSeq lists its product as uncharacterized. Gene Ontology annotation, biological process: regulation of DNA-templated transcription. Gene Ontology annotation, molecular function: RNA binding. Lineage: Eukaryota; Metazoa; Arthropoda; Insecta; Lepidoptera; Bombycidae. The record is from RefSeq and is a predicted model, not a curated record.
CGAUGGUGUGCGUGGCGUUACUUUUCUAUUAAUUUCGCGAUAAUAAUUAUUGCGACAGUAUACACGAGAAUCAUAGUAAUUAGUGCUUAAUCCGGCAAGAAUAUGGGUGAUCGUGAAUAUAGUGGCGGUGGAUACGCGUCGCAGUAUUCGGUGCCUCCACCGGCAUCAGCCGAUAACAAUAGUUAUGGCGGUGGGCAAGGUGGCUAUAACCAAGGCGGAUACUCUGGGCAAUCUCAAAAUCAAGAAUGGAACCAACAAAGUUCAGGUGGUAAUUCCUAUGGAGGAAGUAAUCAACAAAGUAGUAACUAUGGUCAGAGCUAUGGAAGUGGUUAUGAUAGUGGCGGUGGCUAUGAAAGAAGUAAUGAUGGGUAUAAUUCGAGUGGAGGAGAGCGUGGCGGGAGCAAUUAUGGAGGCAGUGAUCGUGGUGGUUCUGGCUAUGGCGGUGACAGAGGCGGCAGCGGCUAUUCUGGAGGUGGAGACCGUGGCGGGUAUGGUGGAGGUGAUCGUUCAAACAACUUCAGUAGAGAUGGGGGAAAUAGAGACGGUGGAUAUGGUGGCGGAGGCAGGGGGGGUGGUUUUAACAAAGGAGGCGGCGGAAGCGGUGGAUAUGCCGACCGUGGUGGCGGUGGUGGUGGUGGUGGUGAUAUGGUAACUCAAGAAGAUACUGUCUUCGUUCAGGGAAUGAAUCCAUCUACUACUGAAGAGGAGCUGUGCCAACAUUUUGGAGCUAUUGGUAUAAUCAAGACUGAUAAAAAAACACAACGGCCGAAAGUAUGGAUGUACAAAGACAAAUCUACUGGCCAACCUAAAGGAGAAGCGACUGUAACUUACGAAGAUUCCAAUGCAGCUUCUUCUGCAAUUCAAUGGUUCGACGGCAAAGACUUUAAUGGAGCAACUAUUAAAGUUUCACUUGCCCAACGACAAAAUACUUGGGGAGGUGGCAAAGGAGGCGGUGGUGGCUUCAGAGGAGGACGAGGUGGAGGCGGCGGGGGAGGAGGUCGCGGUGGUGGUGGAGGCAGAGGGGGUGGAUCUCAAGGUUCUAACAACCGUGAUGGAGACUGGAGAUGUCCAAACCCCAAUUGUGGAAACACCAACUUUUCUUGGAGGAAGAAUUGUAAUAGAUGUAAUGAAGAGAAACCCGGCGGCGGUGGCGGUGGAGGUGCUCCAGGCGGAGGGCGAGGCGGCGGUCCUCCAAGCCGUGGAGGCCGUGGCGGCGGUGGCGGGAGAGGUGGAGGAGGAGGAGGAGGUGGCUGGGGUGGCCGCGGGAGUGAUCGAGGAGGUGGUGGACGCGGCGGUAGCAGAGACGGUGAUCGUCGCAGUUAUGGAAGCAGUGGCGGUGGUGGAGGAAGGGACGGUGACCGCGGUAAUGGUGGGGGCGCUAUGAGAGGAGACGGCGGCAGCAGAGACCGACAACGACCUUACUAAAUAUAAUUUUAAGACUUAAUCAUAAUGUUAAUACUUCCUUCUGACUGAGAUCUAAGUUUGUAAAAACAUUCAAUCUAAACUUUCCAUCAUAUUACAGUGUAUAUAAGAUAUCUUGAACACUUUAGAUGCAUUUCAGACAUGUAUGCUUCUUACUGAAUUAGAAUUUACUUGAAUUAAAAAUGUAAUCUUUCAUUAAUAACUAGAAAUACUAACAAUUGAUGCUUUUCACCCAUUUUUCAAAUUAACUAUUGUACAAUAGAUUUUUUUUUAGUUUUUAGUGUGCUAAAUAUAAAAUCUAUAUAUUUAUAGAGAUCGAGAUUUAUUUCUAAUGUUGUCAAUAACAUGUCUCGCUUAUCAAAGCAAAGCGAAUCAAAGUGAUAGCCUCGUUAUGAUUGGUUAAAAUAUUGUACACGUGUGUAGAGAAUUAAAAUUAAAAAAAUUAGAAUGGAGAUUUCUUAAUAUUCAUUUAUUAAUAGGUGUAAAAACAAAAUUAUAAAAUUUUUAGGUUUUUUGUUUUUUUUUUUUAUUAAUUGCAGAAACAGUAGUUUUAUGUGUAAGUGAAAUGUACUUUUAGUAGUAUUCCUGCUGCAAGUUAAUGUUUUUUCAGUUACAUAUUAUUUUGGUCAGAUAUCUAGGAUUUUUAAUAAAUAAACUUAUUAUAUAUAUAGUACAUGGACUCAUUAACAACCCUGUCUCGGUCUCUAUUUUAAUAGAAUUAUAAACGUGUUGUAUUUCUAAUAACUGAAAUGUAAAUAGGAUUAAGUUAUGCAUUUUACUACAACCCUUGGUAUAGAAAAACCUCUCAAUAAAAACAUUUUGUAACUA